CCGCCGGCCGGAACUGGUGUGGUUUCUGGUCUUCGGAUUUCACAUUCCACCUGGUCAAGAGAGCCUCCUUUGAAAAGCAGAAACUUGGGAAUCUUUUAAAAAAUAUAUAUAAAUAUUUUUUAAAAUAUUUAUUUAUUUAUUUAUUAUGUAUACAAUAUUCUGUCUGUGUAUAUGUCUGCAGGCCAGAAGAGGACACCAGACCUCAUUACAGAUGGUUGUGAGCCACCGUGUGGUUGCCGGGAAUUGAACUCAGGACCUUUGGAAGAGCAGUCAGUGCUCUUAACCACUGAGCCAUCUCUCCAGCCCCCAUAAAUAAUUUAUAUAUUAUAUGUUAGUAUGUUUAUAUUAUAUUUUUUUCAAUUAUGUGUAUGUGUGUUGGCUUUCACAGAAACAGCAGAUCGUCCGGAGCUGAAGAUAUAGGCUGUUAUGAGGUGUCAGGCUUGGGAGCUGGGGCAAACUCUGAUCUUCUGCAAGAGCAGCAUAUGCUUUUAACUGCUGAGCUGUCUCUCCUGCUCUCCCAUCCCUUUUUUGAACAGUUCCUCUUAAUGCAACCCUGACCAGCUGGAAUGCGUUUAAAAAAUAAAAAUUCAGGUUGACUUCGAACUCUCAGAGAUCCCUCUGGCUUGGCCUCCUGCAUCAUGCGGUUCAGAAAGUCAGGGCUCUUACUGUAAAGGAUUUUUAGGCUAGGUAACAAAGUCGUUGUAGCUUAAUCCCGGCUCACUGUUUUAGUGAUUCGUGGUUCGUUGAUUGGUUUUGUUGAAUCACUGCUGGAAAUCUACACUCCCAGCCCCUUUGGACCGAUUUUGGAUAAAGCAGUUUCUGUCUUAAGGGAUUUGACUCAAUUCAUGGCUUCACUCUCUCUUGCUGAAUUGUAACUGAUGUCUGUGGAUUGUGGCUGCCCACCAGUCAACUGUUUCCAGAGUGAUAGUGUGUCUUGACGAAUGUGACCCCAGUAAAGCAGAAAACCUGCCCUGGACCUCCGGGGGCUGAAAUCAGGAGGAAGGGCUAUGCAAAUGAGCAUCCCUUCCUAUAAAGGGCUCCUUCCCACCACCCUGGCACCUUUGGCUGCUGAAGGGAAGAACAGGAUGGAUGUGCCAAGGUGCUGCCUCCCUCUGUUGGUGCUGAGUGCUGUGCUGGCUGUGGGGGCCAUAGAAGGAUCCAGGGACCAGGACUGGAUUGGUGUCCCACGGCAACUUGGAACUAAUGCCUGGAACAGGCAGCUGUACCCCGAGUGGACGGAGGUGCAGUGGCCGGACUGCUGGAGAGGGGGCCAGGUGUCUCUGGAGGUCAGAAAUGACGGGCCUACGCUGGUUGGUGCAAAUGCCUCCUUUUCCAUUGCCCUGCAGUUCCCUGAGAGUCAAAAGGUACUGCCAGAUGGGCAGGUUAUCUGGGCCAACAACACCGUCCUCAAUGGGAGCCAGGUGUGGGGAGGACAGCCCGUGUAUCCACAGGAAACUGAUGAUGCCUGCAUCUUCCCUGAUGGCGGACCCUGCCCGUCUGGUCCUCAGCAUCCAAGAAGAAGCUUUGUCUAUGUUUGGAAGACCUGGGGACGAUACUGGCAAGUUCUGGGGGGCCCAGUGUCCAGGCUGAGCAUUGCAACAGGCCACGCGAGGCUGGGCACACACACCAUGGAAGUGACUGUGUACCACCGACGGGGGGCCCAGAGCUACGUGCCCCUUGCUCACGCCAGUUCCACCUUCACCAUUACUGAUCAGGUCCCCUUCUCCGUGAGUGUGUCCCAGCUGCAGGCCUUGGACGGAGGAAACAAGCACUUCCUGAGAAAUCAGCCUCUCGUCUUUGCCGUCAAGCUCCAUGAUCCCAGCGGGUAUUUGGUUGAGGCUGACCUCUCCUACACCUGGGACUUUGGAGACAACACUGGGACCCUGAUCUCUCGGGCAGUUGAGGUCACUCACACUUACCUGGAGUCCGGCUCAGUCACUGCCCAGGUUGUAGUGCAGGCUGCCAUUCCCCUGGUUUCCUGUGGUUCCUCCCCAGUCCCAGGUACCACAGAUGGCAACAUGCCAACUGCAGAGAUACCCGGAACCACAUCUAGGCAAGGGACCACUUCAGAAGUUGGUACGACAGCUGGCCAGAUGCCCACUACAGAACCCUCUGGAACCACAGUUGUACAAAUGCCAACCACAGAGGGUACAGCUACUACCUCUGAGCAGCCACUGACCUCAGCGGUCCUAGAUACCACACUGGCAGAGAUGUCAACUACAGAGGGUAUCAGUACCACAGCCACAAGGCCCUCUGCAACCACGGUUGCACAAGUAACGACCAUGGUGCUGGUAGAAACUACCACUGAAGACUUAUCCACUCCUGAACCUGAGGGUCCAGAUGCCAGCCCAUUUCUGCCUACAGAAAGUUCUACAGGGUCCAUCACCCCUCUCCUGGAUGGCACAGACACCUUAAUGCUUGUGAAGAGACAAGUUCCCUUGGAUUGUGUUCUCUACCGAUAUGGUUCUUUUUCUCUCACCCUGGACAUUGUCCAGGGUAUCGAAAAUGCUGAGAUCCUGCAGGCUGUACCAUCCAGUAGAGGUGAUGCAUUUGAGCUGACUGUGUCCUGCCAAGGCGGGCUCCCCAAGGAAGCCUGCGUGGACGUCUCAUCGCCAGGGUGCCAGCUCCCUGCCCAGAGGCUGUGCCAACCUGUGCCACCAAGCCCAGACUGCCAGCUGGUCCUACACCAAGUACUGAAAGGAGGCUCAGGGACUUACUGCCUCAAUGUGUCUUUGACUGAUGCCAAUAGCCUGGCAGUGGCCAGCACCCAAAUUGUUGUUCCUGGUAGGUACUUGACAAGAACUAGGAGGAAGGGAAUGGACAGAGGGUUGCUGAGAGGGAAGAGAUGCUCAAACAGUACCUGGGAUUCUGCUUACAGGUCAAGAAGGUGGCCUUGGGCAAGCUCCGUUGCUUGUAGGUGUCUUACUGGUGUUGAUGGCUGUAGUCCUUGCAUCUCUGAUAUACCGGCACAGACUUAUGAAGCGGGGCUCGGUUCGUCCUGUUUCCCAAAUGCCACAUGGUAGCACCCACUGGCUGCGCCUGCCCCCAGUCUUCCGCACCUCCCGCCUUGGUGAAAACAGUCCGCUCCUCAGCGGGCAGCAGGUCUGAGCGCCCUCACCAUGUUGUG
Alexandromys fortis (reed vole) is the source of this 3127-nucleotide messenger RNA. RefSeq names its product premelanosome protein (gene Pmel). Lineage: Eukaryota; Metazoa; Chordata; Mammalia; Rodentia; Cricetidae. Gene Ontology annotation, biological process: melanosome organization. The record is from RefSeq and is a predicted model, not a curated record. The transcript is spliced from 10 exons. The coding region runs from base 1008 to 3023 and encodes 671 amino acids. Gene Ontology annotation, cellular component: melanosome; plasma membrane.